Bombus pascuorum is the source of this 985-nucleotide messenger RNA. RefSeq lists its product as uncharacterized. The record is from RefSeq and is a predicted model, not a curated record. Gene Ontology annotation, cellular component: membrane. The coding region runs from base 117 to 617 and encodes 166 amino acids. Lineage: Eukaryota; Metazoa; Arthropoda; Insecta; Hymenoptera; Apidae. The transcript is spliced from 5 exons.
UGGUCGGGUGCUCUUCGCGGAGCGGUUCUCUCAGUUUCCUACUUCAAAUUUCGGAGUUCUCCUUUUUUGGAGGGAAUCGGCUUACUUCGGCGCUAAAAACAAGGGUUAAUAUAAACAUGAAUGUGACUUACUUUUCAUCAGUUGCCCAGGAGCAGAUCGAUCAGGCUAAACAGGACGGAACGGAGGACGCUAUGACCUUGCAACGGAUGCUGCCAUGGAUAUUUUUCUUGCAAGUUGCCGUUUUCUUCUACUUACCAAUACGGACCUAUGCCUAUCCCAGAUUUCCCCGCCAGGACAAUUGUACUGAUUUUCAAGGAGGGAUUGUUGAACAUGGUGUGAUGUAUGUGCCGGGACCUGCUGUUUGCAGUCUCUGCGUCUGCUAUCAUUCUGAGCCUAAAUGGUGCCAAGCUAUCUUCUGUUCACCUCCCUACCAUUGCAAGAGAUUCCGUGUUGGAGUACGAUGCUGCGACUUCCUGUGCUUGGACGAUAUAGAGGCAAAUUGGACCGGACCUGAUGUUAUCGAUAUUCCCGUUGUUUACUCCGCUGCUGAACAAGUGGAUUUUAAACGUUUUCUCAUCGUAUUUAUCGCCUUGAUAAUUUUACAAUUGAUUUUCUAAAUUUUGAAUGAGGAUUUAGAUGGCACCGUUGAUGAAAUUCCAUCAUAAACGUCGACGAUUAACAUCAGCCAUCAGGGAAAGGAGAAGGUACGAUGUAGCGUGUUGAUGAAAGAUCGUUUUUACCUGGCUAAUUAUACCUUAAGGAGGUUUUUUCUUAUUUAUUUUUCCACGAUGUAUUGUUAAAUUAUUAAUUUUCUUAUUUGAUUUUUGUGAUUUCUGUGAAACUGUUAUGAUUCAUUGUCACUUGUAUGAAGGACGGAAGUACAAGAAAUUGAUAAUAUUAUUAAUAAUAUUUACGAAGAAAAAAUAAGUUGUUGCAUAUAUGAUAAAAUAAUUCUAUAUUAAACACGAAACUCGCCAACGUGACU